This is a messenger RNA of Colletotrichum godetiae, 2561 nucleotides long. RefSeq names its product fungal-specific transcription factor domain-containing protein. The record is from RefSeq and is a predicted model, not a curated record. Gene Ontology annotation, molecular function: DNA binding; zinc ion binding. The transcript has 2 exons. Gene Ontology annotation, biological process: DNA-templated transcription. The coding region runs from base 240 to 2180 and encodes 646 amino acids. Lineage: Eukaryota; Fungi; Ascomycota; Sordariomycetes; Glomerellales; Glomerellaceae.
UGGCAUGAUAGUCUUGCCGAAGCCAUCGACAUGUCCAUUGCUUCAAUUCCCAUCAGUCUAGAUUACUAUCCGUCAUUGCAUUUGGUAAUGGGUUGUUUUGGUGAAAUCACGUGCAUAAGUGCAAUGGCUCGCGACCAUGUUUCAACUGCGAAAGGCGAGGAGUUGGGUCAUCGUGUUCGUACAGCCACUUGGUUGAAGACGAUGGCUCAAGAGCUUCUCAAGGCCAACGUGAUUCUCUCAUGGCUUCGCCAAACACCAACCUUGCAACACCAGUCUCACCUCCUUCCACGAGCACGAUCCCUGUACAAGAUUCUGAGCAACCUGACGGCUCCUCAGGUUCCAGAACCUUCCCAUCGAGGUCUUCAAGUCGUGGCGGAGGGCGGCAAGGCGAGAGUAGCGGCCAAGAUCAGCCCACAGAAAACCUCGUCGGCAAUCUCUUCAAAAGCCGUGAUGCCCCGUCCUUCUUCGGCUCUUCGUACUUCGGCCCUCAAGCCGCCGCGAAAAUCAUUCAAGCACCCGCCCCAGAGCUAUCGUCUGGUCUCAGCUCAAAACCCCAAGCGGGAUCAACACAUUCGUUCCGGGAGGAGAACGGUCCAUUUUCACAAAUAUGGGAUCUCCUAGGGCUGCUGCCACGCAAAAAGUCCACCGUCGACAGGCUGACGGAAUGUUUCCUCAACGAGCUCAAUUGGGCGAUUGACGCUGUUCAACCAAACUCUUUCAAGGCUAAGUACGAGAACUUUUGGUCGCGGAAGUUUGGCUUUGAUGAUUUUGCCACAAUUGAUCUUCGCUGGCUGGCUUUGCUAUUCAUUGUCUUGGCAUAUGGCGUGUUGUUGGAUUGCCCAAGACCGCGGAACAGGGAGGUACAACGAGAGGUCUACGACACGUCACAACGGUUCUAUUGGGCUGCCAGGAGAGCCAUAGUGAUUGCGCCGACUUUUUACGGCGAGUCAACGGAUCUCGUGCGAGCUGGUGUUCUAGUCACUCGCUAUCUCAUCUACACUCGUCGCGUGCCAGAGUCCUGGCUCACAACGAGCUUUGCUAUGCGCAUGGCCCAAGCCCAGGGUAUGCAUAUCGACGGUGAAAGGUGGAGGCUUCCCAGGAAAGAGACUGAGACCAGACGACGCUUAUGGAGCAACCUUUACAUGCUCGAUAAAACCAUAGCAUUAGCUCUUGGACGACCGUUUGCCAUUGUUGAUCAACAGUGUCUUGUCAAGCAGGCGUCCAACGUUUGGUUAGAUGAUCUGGAUGACGAGGAGGCCGCCUCUGUGCCAGAAGCCCCCCUUUCAGAACCUACCGCGAGCGUAUUUAGCCGUCUAGCUCAUGAGCUUGCCGUUGUUGUUGGAAAGAUACAAGAGCGAUGUUUCGGUCUAUUCACAGUCUCCUACGAAACAGUCCUCACGCUUGACAAAGAAAUCGAUACCUGGAAAGGCAGGCUACCACCGUACUUCGAGUUAGAGGACCCAGACGUCUCCAAAGAUGACCGUCACCCGUUUCUCCCCUGGCAGAGAUUACAUCUACACAGCAUGUACAAUUUCGCACGGGUAACACUUCACCGGCCGUUUUUGCUCCGACAAUCAAUCACGAACAGGUACAAACACAGUCACGACGUGUGUAUCGCAUCCGCCUGCGCGGACCUUGAUAUGGGUCUCAAGAUGUUCAACCAACCUCUCAACGACCGGCUGAAAUGGAGUCUAGGGCCACACAACCUCUUCAACAGUGCUCUGGUGCUGGGCAUCAUCGCUGUCCGCGAUCCUCAUUCUCGGCGUUCUCAGGCUAUUCUCGAAGACUUGUCCGCGUAUUGCGAGAUGCAGAGGAACGACGUUUGGCUCAAUGAGUUUGCCCUCGCCGAAGUCAAGAUUGUUGAGCUCUGCGUCAAAAAGUCAAGGCAGUCUCACCCGCCACCAGCCAACACCCUAGUACCGCUGGCUCUAGCGUCAGCUUCGCCUAGCAGGCGCUUCUCCCAGCCAGUUGAUCGACCACCAGUAAUGGAGACCCAACCUCAGUUGCCAGUUGAGAGUCCCGACUUCGAUCCUCUGAUGGCUGGCUUGGGACUUCCUUACAGCACGACGAGCGCGCAGAUGACGUGGGAUGACCCUGGAUUCUUUCUUCCUGAGAGCGGUGACCUGUCACAAUGGGAGCAUGUGAUCAACACUCUUAUGCAUGAUCAAUCAAGCAUAUGAUCUGUGUACGAUUGCUAUAAUCAUAGCUUAGAACAGUAUGAGGGAAAUCACAUAGGUAACUCUAGACCAGUGCAAGAGCUAUGAGACAUAUGUAUCCAAAUACUAGCUACAUGUAUUGCUCUGUGUCGAAACCUAACAUGGCAUCAUCUAAAGUAACUUACCUAGUAAGUAAGUACUGCAUAUCUGCUAGUGAGACUAUGUCAAAUCCGUCAAUACCAUGUAACACAGUUGAGACUUUCAUUGUAUAUUCGGAAGGCCAUAGGCAUAUGGGGAGGUAUUCAACGGGGGGAGUCCUGAGUAGUCAUCUACAACAAUAGCACUGGUGGAGAUGGGUUGCUGGUUAUUGUAAUGUGCAUGCCAGGAACGAAAAUAUCUGAAAGA